This is a messenger RNA of Protomyces lactucae-debilis, 1695 nucleotides long. RefSeq names its product vacuolar protein 8. Gene Ontology annotation, cellular component: fungal-type vacuole membrane. The transcript is spliced from 4 exons. Gene Ontology annotation, molecular function: protein-membrane adaptor activity; protein binding. NCBI's taxonomy places the organism in Eukaryota, Fungi, Ascomycota, Taphrinomycetes, Taphrinales, Protomycetaceae. The record is from RefSeq and is a predicted model, not a curated record. Bases 1 to 1695 code for a protein of 564 amino acids. Gene Ontology annotation, biological process: vacuole inheritance; nucleus-vacuole junction assembly.
AUGGGCAUCUGCUCUUCCUGCUGCGGAGGCGCACACUCAAUCUUCUACAAGACCGCUAACAGUUUCACAGCACAGGCGCAAAAUGGACUGUAUGAGCCGCUGCUGGAAGACCGCGAACGUGAAGCAGUCUCUGACCUUCUCCAGUUUCUUGAAAAUAGGAAUGAUGUCGAUUUCUACGCCAACGAACCCUUACGCGCACUAACAACGCUCGUUUACAGUGAUAAUGUCGAUUUGCAGCGUAGCGCCGCCCUUGCUUUUGCUGAAAUCACUGAGAAGGAUGUGCGCGAGGUUGACAAGGAAGCGCUGGAACCCAUCUUGUUUUUACUACAGUCGCAAGACUAUGAAGUGCAGCGUGCUGCAGGUGCGGCACUUGGUAAUCUCGCCGUCAACACUGAGAACAAGGUCAGUAUCGUCAAUCUCGGUGGCCUUGAACCGCUCAUUCGGCAAAUGAUGUCGCCGAAUGUGGAAGUCCAGUGUAACGCUGUGGGUUGCAUCACCAACCUCGCCACACACGAUGAUAACAAGGCGCGUAUUGCGCGAUCUGGUGCGCUGGUACCAUUGACGCGGUUGGCGAAAUCAAAAGAUAUGCGUGUUCAGCGAAAUGCGACCGGUGCACUGCUCAAUAUGACACACUCGGAUGAGAAUCGUCAGCAGUUGGUCAAUGCCGGUGCGAUGCCAGUGCUUGUGGCUUUACUCUCUUCAACGGAUACAGAUGUUCAGUAUUACUGUACCACGGCACUCUCCAACAUUGCAGUGGAUGCAACAAAUCGUAAAAAAUUGGCAGCGACGGAGCCACGAUUGAUACAAUCGCUCGUCAACCUCAUGGAUUCGAGCUCGCCUAAGGUCCAAUGUCAAGCAGCGCUGGCCUUGCGUAAUUUGGCUUCCGAUGACAAGUACCAGCUUGAAAUUGUGCGUGCGAAUGGAUUGGCACCGCUGUAUCGGCUCCUGCAAUCCACCUACUUGCCUCUCAUCCUAUCCAGUGUUGCAUGUAUUCGCAAUGUCUCGAUUCACCCACUCAACGAAUCUCCUAUUGUCGAUUUCAACUUUGUCCCACCACUCAUUGAGUUGCUCGUUUCAACAGAACACGAGGAAGUGCAAUGUCAUGCUGCUUCGACUCUACGCAACUUGGCAGCCACGAGUGAGCGCAAUAAACGCAUCAUUGUGGAGUUUGGCGUGAUUCAAAAAUGCAAGGAAAAGAUUCUGGAUGUACCGCUUACUGUGCAAUCUGAGAUGACUGCGUGUAUCGCCGUAUUGGCACUGAGUGAUGAGCUCAAAACGCAUCUUCUUAAUCUAGGCAUUGCAGAAGUGUUGAUUCCAUUGACACGCAGCAGUAGUAUUGAAGUACAAGGCAAUGCUGCAGCGGCACUCGGUAACCUCAGCUCCAAAGUGGAAGAUUACAGCCACUUCCACAAAUGCUGGAAACAGCCUGAAGGCGGUAUGAAUGGCUACCUCAAACGUUUCCUACAGAGUGACGAUCCAACAUUCCAACAUAUUGCUGUAUGGACCUUGUUGCAGUUGUUGGAAGCGCAAGAUGCGAAAUUGGCGAGGUUAAUUGGGGAAUCGGAGGAGACGAUGCAGGCAUUGCAGACCUUGUCGAGCUUGCCUGUGGAUGAAACGGCGUCUACGGAGGAUGCAGAGGGGGAUGCAGAAGUGGUGACACUCAGCAAGAAGUGUCUCGAGUUGCUCGGCAAGUAG